Messenger RNA from Physeter macrocephalus (sperm whale), 1670 nucleotides. Its product is annotated as tigger transposable element-derived protein 1-like. The record is from RefSeq and is a predicted model, not a curated record. Gene Ontology annotation, cellular component: nucleus. The coding region runs from base 1 to 1089 and encodes 362 amino acids. The transcript has 3 exons. Gene Ontology annotation, molecular function: DNA binding. NCBI's taxonomy places the organism in Eukaryota, Metazoa, Chordata, Mammalia, Artiodactyla, Physeteridae.
AUGCUCAUUUACUAUUCUGAAAAUCUUAGGGCCCUUAAAAAUUAUGCGAAAUCUACUCUACCUGUGCUCUAUAAAUGGAACCACAAAGCCUGGAUGACAGCACAUCUGUUUACAACAUGGUUUACCGAAUAUUUUAAGCCCACUGUUGAGACCUACUGUUCAGAAAAAAAGAUUCCUUUCAAAAUAUUACUGCUUAUUGACAAUGCACCUGGUCACCCAAGAGCUCUCAUGGAGAUGUACAGUGAAAUUAAUGUUGUUUUCAUGCCUUCUAACACAACGUCCAUUCUGCAGCCCAUGGAUCAAGGAGUAAUUUCAACUUUCAAGUCAUAUUAUUUAAGGAACACAUUUCGUAAGGCUAUAACUGCCAUAGAUAGUGAUUCUUCUGAUGGAUCUGGGCAAAGCAAAUUGAAAACCUUCUGGAAAGGAUUCACUAUUCUAGAUGCCAUUAAGAACAUUCGUGAUUCAUGGGAAGAGGUCCAAACAUCAACAUUAACAGGAGUUUGGAAGAAGUUGAUACCAGCCCUCAUAGAUGACUUUGAGGGACUCAAGACUUCAGUGGAGGAAGUAACUGCAGAUGUGGUGGAAAUAGCAAGAGAACUAGAAUUAGAAGUGGAGCCUGAAGAUGUGACUGAAUUGCUGCAAUCUCAUGAUAAAACUUUAACAGAUGAGGAGUUGCUUCUUAUGGAUGAGCAAAGAAAGUGGUUUCUUGAGACAGAAUCUACUGGUGAAGAUGCUAUGAAGAUUGUUGAAAUGACAACAAAGGACUUAGAAUAUUACAUAAACUUAGUUGAUAAAGCAGCGGCAGGAUUUGAGAGGAUUGACUCCAAUUUUGAACGAAGUUCUACUGUGGGUAAAAUGCUUUCAAACAGCAUUGCGUGCUACAGAGAAAUCGUUCAUGAAAGGAAGAGUCAAUUGAUGUGGCAGACUUCACUGCUGUCCUAUUUUAAGAAAUUGCCACACCAACGCCAGCCUUCAGCAGCCACCGACCUGAUCAGUCAGCAGCCAUCAACAUCCAGGCAAGACCCUGCACCAGCAAAAAGAUUACGACUCACUGAAGGCCCAGAGGAUGGGAGACAGUAUCCGGAUUGAUUCGAAUUCUUGGACAUCCUGCUGGCAUCUGAGAAUUUCUUGUUGGAAACCCGGGGCCUAAAAUGUUCAGCAGGAGCUCGCUUCUCGGUGUAAUGAGAGGUCACGGCCACUAGAUGGAGACAUUCCUUCAGCGAAUUUCUCUGCGAAGCCUCGUCCUGAGUUGUGCUCCGGUGGGGAUGGCAGGGCUUCGGCGCUUCUCUAAAGGCAAACGUUGUUUUUUCAAGCAAUUUCCCCAAACUGCGACGCUGAGGCUCUUUAGGCAGCAGAGGGACGAACGUGUUUUAAUUUAUUCAUUAUAUAUUUAUUAUGUAUUUGUUUGAAUGUGUAAUAGAAAAAAUACAACAAAUACGUUAAGGCCAUGAUGUUAUUUGUUUGACUUAGGAUAAGGACACGUUUUGUGUUUUAAAAAGGGUUACAUUUAAAAUUAAUUUAAAGAAAAUUAUGAAGUAACUAUGAGAAGUGACGUGUGAAUGUGGCAAAAGCUGUGUGGGCGCUCAGGCCGCUGGGCUUUGGGGACAGCGCUGGGGGGGUUCAGCAGGAACCCCUUAACCGCAGCGAGAAUGGGAAGUUUCAUUUCCAGA